[Candida] anglica is the source of this 1335-nucleotide messenger RNA. NCBI's taxonomy places the organism in Eukaryota, Fungi, Ascomycota, Pichiomycetes, Serinales, Debaryomycetaceae. The record is from the annotation of a GenBank genome assembly.
CGCCAAAAUAGAAUUCGGAUUUUAAUCUUAACUCCGUUCUCAUAAAAGGUUCUUAUAUAAGGACUUACAUUAAGUCCAGAAAUUAUCAAUAUCUAUUAAAUUAUUACCUUUAUUUCUUUCAACUUACUACCAUUACUACUAUAACCGCUUAAACCAUUAAAAAAAAAAAACAUGUCUUCAGCUAUCCCAAUCAAUGACAAAAUCGGAUUCGGAACUAUGAGUUUAUCUUGGAUCCCAAACCCAAAACCAAUUAAGGAAUCAGCAGCAACCAUUGAAUAUGUCACGUCAAAAUAUGGUGUCAAAUAUCUUAAUGCAGGUGAAUUUUAUGGUGCAGAUGAUAUCAAUUUAAAGAUCAUCAAGGAAUUCUUAGACACCACUUCACAACCAACCAAUGAAUUUAUUAUUUCAAUAAAGGGAGGUCUUGAUCUUGCAACUUUUAAAAUUCUGGGUACUAAAGAAUCUAUUUCAAAAUCAAUUGAAAAUUGUGCUUCUUAUUUUGCACCAAUUGGUGAUUCUAAAAGACCAAAGAUUCUUUAUGAAAUUGCUCGUGUGGACCCAAAUGUCCCCUAUGCCGAUACCAUUUCUUAUAUUCACGAUUAUGUUAAGCUGGGUCAUAUUGAUGGUAUUUCACUUUCUGAAGUAAGUGCAAAAUCAAUUGCUACAGCAGCAGAAAUUGCACCAAUUUCUUGUGUAGAAGUUGAAUUUUCAUUUAUAACUCAAGAUAUUGUUACUAAUGGAGUUUUAAAAGAAUGUUCAUCUCGUGAUAUUGCCAUUGUUGCCUAUUCACCACUUGGUAGAGGCUUACUUACAAAUUAUGCGGUCGAGAAUUCAGAUACCUUUUUAAAGAAGAUUCCAGAAGGUGAUAUGAGACUUCAUUUCGAUAGAUUUGCUCCAGAAAACUUUGAUUCAAACUUGAAAUAUAUGAAGAAAUUGUAUGAAUUCGCUCAGAAAAAGAACACAUCUCUUGAAUCACUUUCAUUAUCAUGGUUUGCUGCAGUUUCACAAAGCUCUACCAUUGAAGGAUUGGGUAAAUUACCAAAAAUUGUCCCAAUUCCUAGUGGUAGUACUCCACAAAGAAUUGACAGUAACUUUGGUCAUUUAAUUGAACUCUCCCCUCUGGAUUUACAAGAAAUUCAAGAAAUCAUUUCUAGUUACACCGUUCAAGGUUAUAGAUAUAACGAACACGCGGAAGGUACUCUUUUCCAAUAGAUACUUUGAAUAAUAAAAAUUUAUUAAUACAUAUAGAGAAUAUUAACGCCCCCUACCUUUUGUUUUUUUUUUUGUCAUAAAAUGUUUUUGUAGAACACUGUCCACCACAAUUAUAGUACACUAAAU